Drosophila persimilis is the source of this 566-nucleotide messenger RNA. It is a transcript of the gene Rpp21, whose product is annotated as ribonuclease P protein subunit p21. Lineage: Eukaryota; Metazoa; Arthropoda; Insecta; Diptera; Drosophilidae. Gene Ontology annotation, cellular component: nucleolar ribonuclease P complex. The record is from RefSeq and is a predicted model, not a curated record. The transcript has 2 exons. Gene Ontology annotation, biological process: tRNA processing. Bases 1 to 558 code for a protein of 185 amino acids.
AUGGCCAAGAACAACAAAAAGAAGGUGUUUGCACUGCGCCUUGUCUGCUCUCGCAUGAACUUCCUUUACCAGGCGGCCCACCUUAUGGCGAAGGGCAGCCACAACACCCUCGGCGCCUACUAUGGGAAGCUCUGCCGCAAUGUGGGCACCAAGGCCAUAAUGCACAUGGCUCCGGCGCUGAAGCGAACUCUGUGCAAGCGCUGCUCCCUGCCGCUCAUUCCCGGAGUCAAUACGAGCCUGACUGUGCCUCAGGAAAAGGACCAAACAGCACCAGCAACAGACCCAAAGGCGUGCAAGAAGCGUCAUCGCCGACAACGCAGAAAGAAGGGAGAGGUGGGAAAAGCUAAAGUCCAGCCAAAGGCAAGCACCGUGGACGAGCACACGCCGCUCCAACUAGAGUGUCCUCUCUGCCAGGGCCGUCGCCGCUUUGUUGUGGACAGUCAGCGCGAGUGCUGGAUAGAGCAGCCGCAGGCCCUGGUCGAAGUGCUCGACAUAGAAGCGGAUGAGGAGGGAAAACAGACGCAGGCACAGCCACAGCCACAAUCACAAGCACAGUGAUAAGACAC